AUGAAGGUUCUCGCGCCCCUGAUUCUGGCCGGUGCCGCCAGCGCCCACACCAUCUUCUCAUCCCUCGAGGUGGGCGGCGUCAACCAGGGCAUCGGGCAGGGUGUCCGCGUGCCGUCGUACAACGGUCCGAUCGAGGACGUGACGUCCAACUCGAUCGCCUGCAACGGGCCCCCCAACCCGACGACGCCGACCAACAAGGUCAUCACGGUCCGGGCCGGCGAGACGGUGACGGCCGUCUGGCGGUACAUGCUGAGCACCACCGGCUCGGCCCCCAACGACAUCAUGGACAGCAGCCACAAGGGCCCGACCAUGGCCUACCUCAAGAAGGUCGACAACGCCACCACCGACUCGGGCGUCGGCGGCGGCUGGUUCAAGAUCCAGGAGGACGGCCUUACCAACGGCGUCUGGGGCACCGAGCGCGUCAUCAACGGCCAGGGCCGCCACAACAUCAAGAUCCCCGAGUGCAUCGCCCCCGGCCAGUACCUCCUCCGCGCCGAGAUGCUUGCCCUGCACGGAGCUUCCAACUACCCCGGCGCUCAGUUCUACAUGGAGUGCGCCCAGCUCAAUAUCGUCGGCGGCACCGGCAGCAAGACGCCGUCCACCGUCAGCUUCCCGGGCGCUUACAAGGGUACCGACCCCGGAGUCAAGAUCAACAUCUACUGGCCCCCCGUCACCAGCUACCAGAUUCCCGGCCCCGGCGUGUUCACCUGCUAA
This is a messenger RNA of Thermothelomyces thermophilus ATCC 42464, 714 nucleotides long. RefSeq names its product glycoside hydrolase family 61 protein. Lineage: Eukaryota; Fungi; Ascomycota; Sordariomycetes; Sordariales; Chaetomiaceae. The transcript has 3 exons. The coding region runs from base 1 to 714 and encodes 237 amino acids. The record is from RefSeq and is a predicted model, not a curated record.